Psammomys obesus (fat sand rat) is the source of this 7141-nucleotide messenger RNA. RefSeq names its product coagulation factor VIII (gene F8). The transcript is spliced from 26 exons. Bases 1 to 7014 code for a protein of 2337 amino acids. Gene Ontology annotation, molecular function: copper ion binding; oxidoreductase activity. Lineage: Eukaryota; Metazoa; Chordata; Mammalia; Rodentia; Muridae. The record is from RefSeq and is a predicted model, not a curated record.
AUGCAAAUAGCACUUUUCACUUGCUUCUUUCUGGGCCUUUUCAAUUUCUGUUCUAGUGCCACCAGAAGAUACUACUUGGGUGCAGUGGAACUGUCCUGGAACUAUAUGCAGAGUGACCUGCUCAAUGUGCUGCAUACAGAAUCAAGAUUUCUUCCUAGAAUACCAACAUCUUUUCCAUUCAACACUUCCAUCAUGUACAAAAAGACUGUGUUUGUAGAGUACACGGACCACCUUUUCAACAUUGCCAAGCCCAGGCCACCCUGGAUGGGUCUACUGGGUCCUACCAUUUGGACUGAGGUUCAUGACACUGUGGUCAUUACAGUUAAAAACAUGGCUUCUCAUCCUGUCAGUCUUCAUGCUGUUGGUGUUUCCUAUUGGAAAGCUUCUGAGGGAGAUGAAUAUAAAGAUCAUACAAGCCAAAUGGAGAAGGAAGAUGAUAAAGUUUUUCCUGGUGAAAGUUAUACCUAUGUUUGGGAGGUCCUGAAAGAGAAUGGUCCAAUGGCUUCAGACCCUCCAUGUCUCACCUAUGCAUAUCUGUCUCAUGUGGAUCUGGUGAGAGAUUUGAAUUCAGGCCUCAUUGGAGCUCUGCUAGUAUGUAAAGAAGGCAGUCUGUCCAAAGAAAGAACACAGACGUUGUACCACUUUGUACUACUUUUUGCUGUAUUCGAUGAAGGGAAGAGCUGGCACUCAGAAAUAAAGGACUCCUUUACACAGUCUAUGGAUUCUGCAUCUUCAAGAGACUGGCCUAAAAUGCACACAGUCAAUGGCUAUGUAAACAGGUCUCUGCCAGGUCUGAUUGGAUGCCAUAGAAAAUCAGUCUACUGGCAUGUGAUUGGAAUGGGCACCACCCCCGAAGUACACUCAAUAUUCCUCGAAGGUCACACAUUUCUUGUGAGGAACCACCGUCAGGCUUCCUUGGAGAUUUCACCAAUAACUUUCCUUACUGCUCAAACACUUUUGACAGAUCUUGGACAGUUCCUCCUAUUUUGUCAUAUCUCUUCCCAUAAGCAUGAUGGCAUGGAAGCUUAUGUCAAAGUAGAUAGCUGCCCUGAGGAAACCCAAUGGCAAAAGAAAAAUAAUGAGGAAAUAGAAGAUUAUGAUGAUGAUGAUCUUGAUUCAGAAAUGGACGUGUUCACAUUGGAUAAUGACAGCUCUCCUUUUAUCCAAAUUCGCUCUGUUGCCAAGAAGUACCCUAAAACUUGGAUACAUUAUAUUUCUGCUGAGGAGGAAGACUGGGACUAUGCUCCUUCAGUUCUCAUCUUGGAUGAUGGAAGUUAUAAAAGCCAGUAUCUGAGCAAUGGUCCUCAUCGAAUUGGUAGGAAAUAUAAAAAAGUCAGAUUUAUAGCAUAUACAGAUGAAACCUUCAAGACUCGUGAAACUAUCCAGCAUGAAUCAGGAAUCUUGGGACCUUUACUUUAUGGAGAAGUUGGAGACACACUGAUAAUUAUAUUUAAGAAUCAAGCAAGCCAACCAUAUAACAUUUACCCUCAUGGAAUCACUGAUGUCAGUCCUCUACAUGCAAGGAAAUUGCCAAAAGGUGUAAAACAUUUGAAAGAUUUGCCAAUUCAUCCAGGAGAAAUAUUCAAGUAUAAAUGGACAGUUACUGAAGAAGAUGGACCAACUAAAUCAGACCCACGGUGCCUGACCCGCUAUUAUUCAAGUUUCAUUAAUCCUGAGAGGGAUCUAGCUUCAGGACUCAUUGGCCCUCUUCUUAUCUGCUACAAAGAAUCUGUAGAUCAAAGGGGAAACCAGAUGAUGUCAGACAAGAGAAAUGUCAUCCUGUUUUCUCUGUUUGAUGAGAACAAAAGCUGGUACAUCACAGAGAACAUGCAACGCUUCCUCCCCAAUGCAACUGAUACACAGCCUCAGGACCCUGGAUUCCAGGCCUCCAACAUCAUGUACAGCAUCAAUGGCUAUGCUUUUGAUAGCUUGCAGUUUACAGUUUGUUUGCAUGAGGUGGCCUACUGGUACAUUCUCAGUGUUGGAGCACAGACAGACUUCUUAUCUGUCUUCUUCUCUGGAUAUACUUUCAAACACAAAAUGGUCUAUGAAGAUACGCUUAUCCUGUUUCCAUUCUCAGGAGAAACUGUAUUUAUGUCGAUGGAAAAUCCUGGUGUAUUUGUCUUAGGGUGUCAUAAUUCAGACUUUCGCAAGAGAGGUAUGACAGCCUUGCUGAAGGUUACUAGUUGUGAUGAGAGCACUAAUGAUUAUUAUGAAGAAAUAUAUGAAGAUAUUCCAACACAGUUGGUGAAUGACAAUAAUGUCAUUGAACCCAGAAGCUUCUUCCAGAAUUUAAAUCAUCUUAACACUAGGCAAAAGAAAUUUGAAACCACCACAAUUCCAGAAAAUGAUACAGAGAAGAUUGAGCCUCAGUUUGGAGAGAUCUCAGAGAUGCUUAAAGUACAAAGUGUCUCCUUUAGUGACUUGUUGAUGCUCUUCGGACAGAGUCAUCCUACUCCACGUGGCUUAUCCUUAUCAGAUAGCCAAGAAGCUAUCUAUGAGGCUAUUCAUGAUGAUCAUUCACCUGAUGCAAUAGACUUCAGUGAAAGCCCAUCUAAAGUGCCCCAACUCAGGCUAGAACACCAUCACAGUGGGAAAAUAGUAUCUACUCCUGAGCCAAGCCUCCAGGUAAGAUCAAAUAAGAAUGUGAAGGCAACUAUAAAAGUAAAGUGGAAGAAACCUGAUUUGCAAGUUUCUAAUUUACCAAAUAAUCUAAUGACCACAGCAAUUCCGUCAGACAAUUUGACAGCUGUUUCUGAAAAGACAGUUUCUUCGGGAUCUGUACAUUUGCCAGUUCACUUUAGUAGUAUAUUAAGCACCACUGCAUUUGGUAAAAAAACACAUCCCCUUAUUGGGUCUCGUGUACCUCUGAACAUUAGUAAAGGAAAUAGUGAUUCCAGCUUAUUGGAGAUAGCUUUACUGAAUAAUCAAGAAAGCUCACCAGGAGAUAAUAUAUCAUCAGUGGAGAAUGACAGAUUACUCAAAGAGAAGAGGUUUCAUGUAAUAGCUUUGUUGGCUAAAGACAAUACUUUAUUAAAAGAUAGUAUCUCUUUGAUGAAAACAAAUAAGACAUAUAAUCAUUCAACAACUGAUGGAAAAGCUCACACUUACAGCCCAACAUCAAUUGAGAAUAGUACAGCAGUCUUGCAAGAUACUGUAGUAAAAAUCAAUAGUGAGAUUCAAGAAGUAAUGUUUUUGAUUCAUGAUGGAACACUUUUAGGCAAAAAUACUACAUAUUUGAGACCUAACCACAUGCUAAAUAAAACUACCUCAUCAAAAAAUAGAGAAAUAUUUCAUCAAAAAGAUGAUGAUGUUGUUCCACAAGAUGCAGAAAAUACAAUCACACCAUUUUUCAAGAUGCUGUUCUUGCCAGAAUCAGAAGAUUGGAUUAAAAAGGCCAAUGGAAAUAACUUCUUGAGCUCUGAGCCAGGGCAUAGUCCAAAGCAAUUACUAUAUUUAAUGUUAGAAACAUCUGUGAAAAAUCAGAAUUUCUUGUCAAAGAAGAAUAAAGUGAUAGUAGAACAGGAUGGAUUUACAAAGGACACAAGACUCAAAUACAUGUUUUUUCCAAGCAACAUGAGCAUCUUUCUUACCACCUUGGCAAAUGUACAAGAAAAUUAUAUGCAUAAUCAAGAAAAAAGUACUCAGGAAAAGACACAGAAGGAAGCUUCAAUUGAAGAGAAAGUUUUGCCUCAAGUGCACAUAGCAGCUGGCUCUAAGAAUUUUCUGAAAGUCAUUUUCUUAUUAGGCAGUAGGCAAAAUAUAAGUUUAGAUGAAGAAACAUAUGCACCAAUACUUCAAGACAUCAGGUCAGUAAACAGUUCAACAGAUACAGUACAGAUUCACAUGGCCCAUUUCUUUAAAAGAGGGGAUGACAAGGAAACAAAUUCAGAAAGCUUGGUAAAAAAACCCAGUGAAAUGGUGAAGAACUAUCCAAGCCAGAAGAAUAUUACUACUGAACGUAGUAAACGGGCUUUGGGACAAUUCAGACUGCCAUUAGAAGAACAAGAGCUUGAAAAGGGACAAAUUGUAAAUAAUGCCUCAAUUCAAUGGCCUCAACCCACAAACUAUUUGACACAGAGUAUCAUUAAACAGAUAUACCACAGUAACGAAAGGAAAAAGUCUAGUAUUCAGUCUUCCUUAUCAGAUUCUUCUGUGAUUAAAAGCACUGAUCAGAAAAAUAGUUCUGGAUCACACAUUGUAAGAACAUUAGCAUUUCCACCAACAGAUAUCAAGAGGAUUCCAUUCCAAGAUAAUAUUUUUCAUGUUCUAGUGUCAUCCUACACUUAUGACUUUAAGACAAAAAGUUCUAGAAUUCAAGAAAGCAAUCAUUUCUUAAAAGAAACCAAAAGAAAUAACUCUUCUUUAGCCAUUCAGCCAUGGGAGAUGGCUGAAGAUCAAGGAAAAUUUGCCUCCCCAACGACAAAUAACACAAACUCAGUCACAUAUAAGAAACUUGAGGACAUUGUUCUCUUGAAACCAGUCUUGUCUGAAGAAGCUAGCAAAGUUGAAUUGCUUCCUCAAGUUUCCAUUCAUGAGGAAGGACCUUUACUUACAGAAACUAACCAUGAAUUUCCUGGACACCUGAAUCUCAUGAAAGAGAUCUUUCUUCAUAAAAUGCAUGGGCCUAUUAAAUGGAAUAAAGCAAAGAGAGAUGGGAAAGGUAUAAAAGGAACAACAGAUAGCUCUGAAAAGACUCCCUUUAAACAGCUGGAUCAUCUUGCUUGGGAUUACCAUUAUACUGCAGAGAUACCAAAAGAUAAAUGGAAAUCCAAAGAGAAGUCACUAGAAGUUACAUCUGUUAAGAAAGAGAACACCAUUUUUUCUCUGAACCCUCAUGAAAACAAUCGUUCAGUAGAGGCAAACAAGAAACAAAAUUGGCCCCAAAGAGAAGCCCCUUGGGUAAAGCCAGGUCAGACUCAAAGUUUGUACUCUCAAAACCCGCCAGUCUUGAAACGACAUCAAAGGGAACUCAGUGCUCUUCAGUCAGAACAAGAAGCCACUGACUAUGAUGAUGGCUUCACUGUUGAAACAAAUGAGGAUUUUGACAUUUAUGGUGAGGAUAUAAAGCAGGAUCCCCGCAGCUUUCAACAGAAGACAAGACACUAUUUUAUUGCAGCUGUGGAACGGCUCUGGGACUAUGGAAUAAGUGAAUCUCCUCAUGCUCUACGAAAUAGGGAUCAAGAUGGCAAUGCACCUCAGUUCAAGAAAGUAGUUUUUCAGGAAUUUACUGAUGGCUCCUUUAGUAAACCCUUAUACGGUGGAGAACUAAAUGAACAUUUAGGGUUGUUGGGGCCAUAUAUAAGAGCAGAAGUUGAAGACAACAUUAUGGUAACUUUUAAAAACCAGGCCUCUCGUCCCUACUCCUUCUAUUCUAGCCUCAUUUCUUAUAAUGAAGAUCAGAGAGAUGGAGAAAAACCUAGAAGAAACUUUGUCAAGCCUAAUGAAACUAAAGUUUAUUUUUGGAAAAUACAACAUCAUAUGGCACCCACAGAAGAUGAGUUUGAAUGCAAGGCCUGGGCUUAUUUCUCUGAUGUGGAUCUUGAAAGGGAUAUGCACUCAGGAUUGAUUGGACCCAUUCUGAUUUGCCGCACAAACACAUUGAGUCCUGCUUAUGGGAGACAAGUGGCAGUACAGGAAUUUGCUCUGUUUUUCACUAUCUUUGAUGAAACCAAGAGCUGGUAUUUCACUGAAAAUGUGGAAAGGAACUGCAAGACAUCCUGCAAUAUCCAGAUGGAAGACCCCACUUUAAAAGAGAAUUAUCGCUUUCAUGCAAUCAAUGGUUAUGUGAUGGAUACUCUACCAGGCUUAGUAAUGGCUCAGAAUCAAAGGAUUCGAUGGUAUCUUCUCAGCAUGGGCAGCAAUGAGAACAUCCAGUCUGUUCAUUUCAGUGGACAUGUGUUCACUGUACGGAAAAAAGAAGAGUACAAAAUGGCAGUGUACAACCUCUAUCCAGGUGUUUUUGAGACAGUGGAAAUGCUACCAUCCAGAGCUGGAAUUUGGCGAGUAGAAUGUCUUAUUGGCGAGCAUUUACAGGCUGGGAUGAGCACUCUUUUUCUGGUGUACAGCAAGGAGUGCCAAAUUCCUCUGGGAAUGGCUUCUGGAAACAUCAGAGAUUUUCAGAUUACAGCUUCAGGACACUAUGGACAGUGGGCCCCAAACCUGGCAAGACUUCAUCGUUCUGGAUCAAUCAAUGCCUGGAGUACCAAAGAUUCCAUUUCUUGGAUUAAGGUAGAUCUGUUGACACCUAUGAUUAUUCAUGGCAUCAAGACUCAGGGUGCUCGUCAGAAAAUUUCCAGCCUUUACAUCUCUCAAUUUAUCAUCAUGUAUAGUCUUGAUGGGAAGAAGUGGCUGAGUUAUCGAGGACAUUCCACUGGAACCUUAAUGGUCUUCUUUGGCAAUGUGGAUUCAUCUGGGAUUAAGCACAAUAGUUUUAAUCCUCCAAUUAUUGCUCGGUAUAUUCGUUUGCACCCCACUCAUUCUAGCAUCCGCAGUACUCUUCGCAUGGAGUUAAUCGGCUGUGAUUUAAACAGUUGCAGCAUACCAUUGGGAAUGGAGAGCAAAGUAAUAUCAGAUACACAAAUUACUGCCUCAUCCUAUUUCACCAAUAUGUUUUCCACUUGGCUUCCUUCACAAGCUCGACUUAACCUCCAGGGAAGGACUAAUGCCUGGCGACCUCGGGUGAAUGAUCCAAAAGAAUGGUUGCAAGUGGACUUAAAAAAGACAAUGAAAGUUACUGGAAUAAUAACCCAGGGAGUGAAAUCUCUCUUUACCAGCAUGUUUGUGAAAGAGUUCCUUAUUUCCAGCAGUCAAGACAGCCAUCACUGGACUCGAAUUUUACAGAAUGGCAAAGUAAAGAUUUUUCGGGGGAAUCAGGACUCGUCCACACCUAUGGUGAAUUCUCUAGACCCACCAUUACUCACUCGUUAUCUUCGAAUUCACCCCCAGGUCUGGGAGAACCAAAUUGCCCUAAGGCUUGAGAUUCUGGGAUGUGAGGCCCAGCAGCUAUACUGAGGUAGUCUUUGCAUCCUCAGGUAUAGGACUGUCUCAGUCAGUGUUUUAUUGCUGUGAAGAGACACCAUGACCAUGGAAACUGUUAUAAAAGAAACCAUUUGUGUAAUUAAUAAAAAAAAAUAAAAGA